AUGAACCGUUGCGCAGUGUCUAUAACGAUCAGGACUACUGGAUCUUUGGCAAAUUCAUCUUCCAAGACAAUCAUGGUUGAUCUCGUUGUCCGAGGUAUCAUUUUACACAUCGGCCCGCAAUUCACAUGUAUUCGAGAUUUACUAGCGUUUGUCAAGGCACCUCCCGAUGUAUCGCCGGAGAUACAGGGUACAUUGACCCUGCUAUUGGCUGAAGGUCAGAGUGGAUGUGUGCACAGUGGCUCAUUGGAAGUGUCGCUAUGUGCUGACUCGACUGAGAGCUUAGGGGAUGUGAUUGCUGGUUUGGGUCAAAUAUCGUUGACGGAACAAAAGUCUGAGGUUGAACUCGAUUAUGAUCACACUGAAGAGCCGUCUCAGAGUCAAGAAGAUUUACAAGCAAGUCUAUUAAAAUCAGCAAUACAAGACACUCGUUUUCGUAAACCGCUUCUACCAUUUGAACUGGGUGAAGACUUGGUACAUGAGGAUUACCCCUCGGAUGCUGAUUUUGUGCAAGCUAAUUCGGCCCGAACCGGUCUUAAAACCAAACUUACCGACUCGCAUCUUCCUUCUAUCAUCCGAAAUUACAUCCUGAUGAAAUUCUUGACUGAACUUAGACCUAAUGAUGGAGGGAAUCUAAGGUCGACUGGAUCACCUAUGUUACGUGUGAAGUUUGAUUUGGUGGAUUCACCUGAUGAGGAUGGAAAACAAGAAGCGAUUUUGAAACUUAAGAUUGUACCACUUAGGUUGUAUGUUGAUCAAGAUGCGGUUGAUUUUUUGAAAACGUAUUUCGGAUUUCAAAAAGAAAAUCGUCAACUUGAUAAAUCAUCAAUUGAGAAGAAAACCAAAGAGGGUUUCUGA
Melampsora larici-populina 98AG31 is the source of this 855-nucleotide messenger RNA. RefSeq lists its product as uncharacterized. Gene Ontology annotation, biological process: autophagosome assembly; autophagy of mitochondrion; piecemeal microautophagy of the nucleus. NCBI's taxonomy places the organism in Eukaryota, Fungi, Basidiomycota, Pucciniomycetes, Pucciniales, Melampsoraceae. The record is from RefSeq and is a predicted model, not a curated record. The coding region runs from base 1 to 855 and encodes 284 amino acids. The transcript is spliced from 7 exons. Gene Ontology annotation, cellular component: extrinsic component of membrane; phagophore assembly site. Gene Ontology annotation, molecular function: phosphatidylinositol-3-phosphate binding.